UCAAAUUCAAUCGUCUGAUUACUCAAAUGGGUUUUACUUUUUUCCUGCUAUUUGUUUCAGUUUUGUGAUCGCAUUAUUCAAAUGUCGCAUGAAAUUAUUGCACAGCAUAUGUUGCGUCAUUUGACUUGCUCGAGAGUGUUUUAAAUUAGGUGUUGAGGCAGGGUGUUUCCAGCUUCGUUUGCUUUCUACUUGGUUUCCGUUUGGGAGCUGAGAAAGUUGCCAGAAUUUGGAUUUAUUCCGAAAUUGAGUCUAUAGGCCAACCGUCUUUGAUGCAUUUCAGCUUUGAUUUCUGGACAUGGUUCCGCAACCAAAGGUCCGCUUUAGCUCUUUGGUUCUUGGAGACACGGGCAAUCUCAUCUUCACAUUUGUACCACUUAUUUUUGUCCACUUAAAUAUCGGUUGAAAAAGAUGGAAGUAUCCACUCCAGAACCAAGGAUCGAAAACCCAACUGACAGAUACCCUCUGCUCGUGGAGCCACAACAUAACAAUGAACAUCCGGGGCACGUUAUUGACAUCGAAAGAGCUUGUGGUGCUUCAUCUAGCUCAUGUCAUAAUGGUUCUUCGCGUGGCUCCAAUAUGCCUCAUCAUGAUGUUAGAAUGUCAAGUACUGUUCCCCUCCCCAUUCCUCAAUUGCCUCCAUCUCCGCCGAAUGGAUCAAACUCUAGAAGGUCUUCAGUUGCAAGAGGAGGGGAAGGGUCUGGUCGUCAUCGUUGGAGCCCAUUUAAUGUCAUCUUGUGGCUUUGGAUUCAGCUAGUAUUCACUGUAGGCCAAAUUAUUGCAGCCAUUUUUGUUUUGUCUGUAUCAAUAAAAGAGUACUCGCAAACUCGAUUGUUGGCUUGGAUUGUGGGUUAUGCAGUUGGGAGUGCUGCAAGCCUUCCUGUAAUCUACUGGCGUUAUCUUCACCAAAACCAAGCUCGGUCCUCUGAAACGGAAGGUGGUCAGACUACAUCUUCAGGUUCUUGGAAUGGUCAGACAGUGAGAGUUCCAAAUGCUAGGCUCAGUGCGAUGAUGCACCACUUAAAGAUGACCUUGGAUUGCUUCUUUGCAAUAUGGUUUGUUGUUGGCAAUGUAUGGAUCUUUGGAGGGCAUUCAUCAUCUUCUGAUGCUCCCAAUUUGUACAGGUUAUGCAUAGUGUUCCUUACGAUUAGCAGCAUUGGGUAUGCCAUGCCAUUCUUUUUAUGCUCCAUGAUUUGCUGCUGUUUGCCUUGUAUUGUUUCUAUCCUCGGUGUCCGUGAUAAUUUGAUUCAAAUGAGAGGGGCUUCUGAAGAAACUAUUACUGCUUUGCCAACGCAUAAAUUCAAAUCAAAGAAUAAAAUGACCCAGAGCAGCGGAGACAGUGCUCCAGGAGUUGUUGAUGGUGGGUUUGUGGCAGCCGGUACAGAAAGAGAACGCAUAAUCUCAGAAGAAGAUGCUGUGUGUUGCAUAUGUUUGGCAAGUUACUCACAUAAUGAUGAGGUGAAAGAAUUGCCUUGCUCUCAUUUCUUUCAUACAAAGUGCAUAGAUAAAUGGCUGAAGAUCAAUGCAUCCUGUCCUCUAUGUAAAUUCGAGAUUGGUGACAGAGGGAAUUCAUGAUCUACUGCUGAUUCCAGCCUGAAAUGUGAAGUACGAAAGAGUUAAAGUUGUGUGGUACACCAAAUGUGAUCAGUUUGUGGACUCAACUUGCUCUUUUAAUUGUUUACAACUGAUUCUUGCCCCAGUUUUUGGGCCGCUGAAUCAGGGUUGCAUAGUUGAGCAAAAUCGAAAUUCUUUGUCAUGCUUGUAUAAUAGUAAUUUCUUGCUUCUUCAAGAUCAAACAUUGAUAAUAGAACACUGAAUAUGGCUUGCUGUUGUCUGGAAUUGAUGAAUGGAUGAAGGCUUGAAUAGGGAUUAAUC
Messenger RNA from Rhododendron vialii, 1872 nucleotides. RefSeq names its product E3 ubiquitin-protein ligase At4g11680-like. The transcript is spliced from 6 exons. Lineage: Eukaryota; Viridiplantae; Streptophyta; Magnoliopsida; Ericales; Ericaceae. The coding region runs from base 409 to 1572 and encodes 387 amino acids. The record is from RefSeq and is a predicted model, not a curated record.